AACGCGCGGAGGCGUGGGACGGGAGCGCGCCUGAGGACCCGCGGGCACCCAGGCGACACCCGAGUCGGAGAAGGAGGAAAGCGACUCCGACUGGGGAGAAGGGAGCGGAAGCGGUGGCGGAGGUGACGGGGGGGGAUCGGCGGGGGCGGGGGCGGCACGCGCUCCCCGGCCCCUCGAGCCCCGUGGAAGUGCAACUCGGACGGCAAGGUCCUCAGGAUGCCUGGCCUUGCUGCCAGGAACCUCUCUUUGGGAGGAAGGAAGCAAUUAGCUGUGGACCUGACCCGUGUUCUUCCCCUCUAUGGAUUCAUCCUGGAUGCCUACAUUAUUGAAUUUUUUACAGACUGUUUGUGGGAGAAGCUCCCCAGCUCAUGGCAAGAAGUCCUAGAUGGGCUGACUCCACCCCAGAUUUCUACCAUGCUACUUGAGAUGCCUAGUGCUGGGGAAGAGAUCAGGUACAGAUCAGUGUGGCCACUGACCCUUCUGGCCCUGAAGGCUACUGCCCGUGCCCUGGCCUUUACCCGGACACCUGAGUGCCUGGGCCCAUCGGAGUUCCAGGAGAACCCGAGCCAGAGCUCCCGGCUGGCAGCCCAAUUCCGGAAACAUGUCAAGCCCAAGAAACAACAUGAGAUAAGGCGAUUGGGAGAGCUGGUGAAGAAACUGAGUGAUCUUACAGGCUGCAAUCAAGUAGUGGACGUGGGCUCUGGCCAGGGUCAUCUCACCCGGUUCCUGGCCUUGGGUCUGGGGCUCUCCGUGACUGGCAUUGAAAUGGAUAGGAGACUGGUGGAAAGAGCCCAGCAUCUGGACCAGGAACUCCUUAGUACCCUGAAGAAGGAAGAACGGAGGAAACCACGGAUCAUCCCAGCUAUCUCACACCGCCCCCCAAAUCAUGUUGUUAGCUGGGUAGACCCAGCUGCCUUAUCUCAGGAUCUCCUGUCUCCCCUGACAUCCGAAGCAGCUCAGGCCCCUGCUCGACGCCUGCUCCUGACCGGCCUCCAUGCUUGUGGGGACCUAAGUGUGACGAUACUACAGCACUUUGCUUGUUGUCCUGAGGCAGUGGCUUUGGCAUCUGUGGGCUGCUGCUACAUGAAGCUGACCACCCCUGGGGGCUAUCCCUUAAGCCGCUGGGUUAGUGGACUCCAGGGCCACAGCCUGCCCUACAAGUUCCGAGAGGGUGCCUGCCAUGCUCUGGAGGAAUACGCAGAGCGGCUUCGGGGAGGAGGCCCUACCCUUCGCACCCACUGCUACCGAGCGGCAUUGGAGACGGUAAUCCGGGAUGCACAGCCAGGACUCUGCAGACCCGGGGUGCAAAGCAUCCCAAGGGCCCAUGAGCUGCCCUUGGAAGAGUAUAUUCGGCGAGGGCUGCAGCGGGUGGGACUAGACCCUGGGCUGCCCCUGGACCUGGCUUUCCUGCACUCCUGCAUGGCACAGGAACAUCGGGUAGUGGCAUUCUUCAGCCUAGCGCUGCUGUUGGCACCAUUAGUGGAGACACUAAUCCUCCUGGAUCGGCUGCUUUUCCUCCAGGAACAAGGUUGCCACGCAGAACUUCUCCCUGUCUUCAGGCCUGAACUAUCUCCUCGAAAUUUGGUCUUGGUGGCCACUAAAACCCCACUGGGCCCAGCACUUUCGGACCUGGAAAUCAAGGAAAGCUGACAGUGUUAAGAGAAACAGAGACUCCGAGAUCCUUUAAAACUUUCCACUUUCCCAAGAUAUGUGUGGCCAUGAGAGAGAUGAAGGUCCUGGAGCUAAUUAUCUCUCACUUGGGGAACCACAUCUUUUUACUUUUUGGUCUAUCCGUAUCUCUUCUUGUAUCUUAAAGAUUUUUUUUUUUACUUGUUAUAUAAAAAUGACCCUUCUAAAAAUCAUUUUAAAAAAUUAAAUCCUCCUG
Sarcophilus harrisii (Tasmanian devil) is the source of this 1885-nucleotide messenger RNA. RefSeq names its product ribosomal RNA adenine dimethylase domain containing 1 (gene METTL25B). Gene Ontology annotation, biological process: rRNA modification. The transcript is spliced from 9 exons. The record is from RefSeq and is a predicted model, not a curated record. The coding region runs from base 217 to 1650 and encodes 477 amino acids. Gene Ontology annotation, molecular function: rRNA (adenine-N6,N6-)-dimethyltransferase activity. NCBI's taxonomy places the organism in Eukaryota, Metazoa, Chordata, Mammalia, Dasyuromorphia, Dasyuridae.